This is a messenger RNA of Anarrhichthys ocellatus (wolf-eel), 3622 nucleotides long. RefSeq names its product zinc finger CCCH-type containing 7A (gene zc3h7a). Gene Ontology annotation, biological process: miRNA processing. The transcript is spliced from 23 exons. Gene Ontology annotation, molecular function: miRNA binding; protein binding; metal ion binding. The record is from RefSeq and is a predicted model, not a curated record. The coding region runs from base 159 to 3119 and encodes 986 amino acids. Lineage: Eukaryota; Metazoa; Chordata; Actinopteri; Perciformes; Anarhichadidae.
GAAGCAACGGGCGGCCUUCAGCGAUACAGCGCAUCUAGCUAAGUUAUUUGAGCUAAAACGAGAAAUCAUUUCCCCUCCUUUUGGAUAACCGACGUAAGGGUCGUUUGGGAACAAAGAUCCAUUCAUGUGCUGACAGAGGAGUGUAUAUUAAUACAAACAUGUCCGAAGCGUGUCAGGACAGAAGGAGUCGCUGGCAGGAGAUCCAGAAAGGCCUGCAGUUCAUCCAGUCAACCCUUCCUUUUCCUGGAAGUCAAGAGCAGUAUGAGGUGUUCAUUAAGGAUCUCGUGUGGAAUCUUUUUGGGGAAGGAAACGACGUGUUUAAAGAAGGCGAAUGGACAAAAUCUAUCGAGAUGUACACCGAGGCCUUGAGUAUAGCAGAGUAUGCUGACUCGGAAGAAAUCUGUGUUCCAACCAGUUUACUGGAGAAGCUGUAUGCAAACCGAGCGGCCGCCUACCUGAACAUAGUUCCGGGACUGUACGACCAGGCACUAGAAGACUGUGAAAAGGCUCUCCAUCUGAACGAGGGGAACUACAAAGCGCUGUACAGGAAAGCAAAGUCCCUGAAGGAGAUGGGGAGACAUCAAGAGGCCUACGAGGCCGUUGCCAAAUGCUCUCUAGCAGUGCCUCAGGAUUCUAGUGUCACAGACCUGACUCAGGACCUUGCCAAAAUAUUGGGAUUGAAAAUCCGUAAAGCUUAUGUAAGGAGUAAGCCCGCCUUGAAUGUUUUGCGAGCGUCAAGUUAUCAAGAUGCAUCAUGUGAGAAGUUUUCCCAUGGCUCGGCUUCAGUUGAAGAUAUAGAAAUUGAAGUGCCUCGGCUGACCCAGGAAAGCAGUGUUUUGGCGCCAAUCCAAGCUCCGCCGGCGGUGCUGCCGCCUCUAAAUGAAGCACUAGCGGAUGAACUUCCUCCCAACAACAUCAUGUCAUCCGUCACCCUGUCCGAGCCGCCGGGCUUCGAGUCCGUGUCCCUGCCCGUGUCCAAUUCGGUCCCUCUUCCCGUUUCCUCGUUCGUCAACGGGUGCAGAACCAGUAAGCCUUGCUCGAUGCUCGAAACCAGUCAAGAUUUCGACGCAGACAUCAUCGGGGACGACCUCGACGAUCUCCUGGACCAAGCCGGCCCAGAAUCAGCCAUGGUUAUUCCCACAAUGAAGGGGCCUCUUCCUCUGCCAACCAGUAUUGCCUCGGGCAGCUCCAUGUCGAGUCCAUUCCUGAUGCCAUCGCACAUCAACCCGUUCCUCCACAGCAGCACCCAGCAGUGCACCGUCACCCUGCCCCCGCUCUAUCACAAGUCGGGGUCAAGUACCUAUUUUGGCAUGGACACUUUUGAUGCCCUCCCCCCACAACUGGACUCCCUGGAUAGUCUCAACAUUACCGACUAUAAAACAGAUUAUGCUCAGAGUCCAUUCAUUCCACAGCUGAACAAUAAUGACAGCCCGAUGGGGAUGGCUGUGGGAAUGCCUGAGGUGAAGGGUCUCCCUGCUGCUGUGGAGUUAGCAAAGAACCCGUUAGCUGACACUCAUGAGUUCAAACAGGCGUGUUCAAGCUGCUACGUCAAAACUGGGCCCGGAGUGUUAGACUACACGCUUCAUACAGAAGAGCACAAAUGCAAAAAGGACGCUUUACUCGGCAGAAUCAAACACUCGCCAGACAAAACGUGGAAGCUCAUCCGACCAAGACCGACAAAAACCCAAUAUGUUGGACCUUAUUACAUUUGUAAAGAGGUGGCUGUUGGGAAAGAGUGCCUGUACCCGGGCCACUGCACAUUUGCAUACUGCCAGGAAGAGAUUGAUGUUUGGACUCUGGAGCGGAAAGGUUUCAUCUCCAGAGAGCUGCUCUUCGAUCCCUAUGGACCCAACUCCAACAUCCGGCUGACUGUCCCCAAGAUCUUACAGGAGCAUCAUGGGAUAUUCAUGUUUCUCUGUGGAGUGUGCUUUGACCACAAACCGCGAAUAAUCAGCAAAACCAACAAAGACGACCUCUCACUCUGCUCUCAUCCGGUGACGAAGCACGACUUUGAGGAUCAUAAGUGCCUGGUCCACAUUUUGAAGGAGAACACGGUUCGUUAUUCCAAAGUCCGACCCUUGAGUCCUCACUGCCAGCUGGAUCUUUGUCGGCAUGAAGUGCGCUACGGCUGCGUGAGAGAGGACGACUGCUUCUACGCCCACAGCCUCAUCGAGCUGAAGGUCUGGAUGAUGCAGCACGAGCUCGGUAUCACUCAUGAAAGCAUUGUCCAAGAGGCAAAGAAGUUUUGGAAUUCAACAGCGUCGUUGCAGGGAGCCCAGCAGCUGUCCAACACACAGAGGAGGUUUGGGCCUCCCAAUCUGAAGAUGAUGUUUGUUUGUGGCCAGUGCUGGAGAAAUGGCCAACUCAGCGAAGCUGACAAAAACAAGAAGUAUUGCUCAGCCAAGGCGAGACACACGUGGGCUAAAGACCGGCGGGUGGUGCUCGUAAGUUCCCAUGAAAGGAAAAAGUGGACAACAGUCAGACCGCUUCCAACCAAAAAACCCAUCCCAUCUCAAUUUGAGAUUUGCAUGCAUGUGACAGCUGGCAAGAAGUGUCAGUACAUUGGGAAUUGCACGUUUGCUCACAGUCUAGAAGAACGAGACCUGUGGACCUACAUGAAGGAGAACAACAUUCCAGACAUGGAUCAGCUGUAUGAGCAGUGGCUCCAGUCUCAGAAGCCUGGCUGGGGGGACGAGACCUCCACUAACUCUGUGAGGGAGAACGGCAAACAAAUCCACAUGCCGACAGACUACGCUGAGGAAGUGGCCGGUAAUCACUGUUGGCUGUGUGGUAAAAACUGCAACAGUGAGAAGCAGUGGCAGCAGCACAUCACGUCAGAGAAACACAAAGACAGAGUCUUCAACUCUGAGGACGAUCAGAACUGCUGGCAGUAUCGGUUUCCCACGGGCACUUUCAAAGUUUGUGAGAGGUUCCUCAAAAGCACGUGCACAGAGGACGAGUUGUGUAAGCUGGCUCACGGGGAGCAGGAACUGAAGGAGUGGAUGGAGCGCCGGGAGUUCCUUUUGAUGAAACUAGCCAAAGCCAGAAAAGACCAUCUUAUAGCACCGAAUGACAAUGACUUUGGGAAAUACAGUUUUCUGCUUAAAGACAUUAUUUAAUGGUGCGAUGACGAUAUUCAUGCUCACUUGCAGCUAAUGCAGUAUUCAAACAGUGGAGUCAGGUGAUCCCUGAGGGCCUCGAGGAAACAGCCUGAUCGCAGCAUGAUUUUAAAGAGGCCGCUCAGGACCGGCGCUCUGACUGGUGGCUGGUUUACUCUGAUCUGGACGACAGUAGUGUUAUCGUUAACAGCAAACACUGAGUGGAAGACACCCGGAGCUUUGCUAUGUGCCAUUCAGCAGAGCGUCUGCUAGACGGGGCUGAGAGCGGCACGUGUAAACCUCCAUCAGAGGCGUGUUCAGAUAAAUGUUGACCUUAAAGUAAUUUCUUUUCCCAAACCGUUUGUGUUAACGACCUUUACAGUUCAUGUAUGGGAUACUUAAAUUGAGAGUUCAGUUGACAUUCUCUUAUUUUAAUCCUUCAUAGGUCAUUUCCAUUUAUCUAUUAAUAUACCAGUGUAAUGGACACCACUCCAAAUAAAGCUUCUUUUUAUAAACCGUUUUAA